Messenger RNA from Patiria miniata (bat star), 5425 nucleotides. RefSeq names its product tubulointerstitial nephritis antigen-like. Bases 925 to 2292 code for a protein of 455 amino acids. Gene Ontology annotation, molecular function: cysteine-type peptidase activity. The record is from RefSeq and is a predicted model, not a curated record. NCBI's taxonomy places the organism in Eukaryota, Metazoa, Echinodermata, Asteroidea, Valvatida, Asterinidae. Gene Ontology annotation, cellular component: lysosome. The transcript is spliced from 11 exons. Gene Ontology annotation, biological process: proteolysis.
UUACACGGGGCCAUUAUGAGACUGAGCUGGUAUUUUGGAAAGAAAGCAUCGAUGCGUGUUAAGGCUCGUAUGAUGUUGUUCAAUGCAACAGUGAUGUGUGGUGUAACCUUGCCGAAAUAUGGUCUGGGAUUUCACUGAAUGCACCGAAGGAGUUUUGCAGGACAGGUAGAAGACUGUCUUUGGAUGAUGUUGGAGUAAAGUUGGAUGCAGGACGCGCCUCGAUAUCUCCAGACUUUUAGUGCAACACCCAAAGCUUUAAUCCAUAAACUGGAAACUCGCUAUAUCUCCGCCGAUACGUGUAUGCCGCACACAAGGGAAACUUUGGACUUGUUGACUCCCUGCAUUGCAGAUUCUCUCUUGUCUCAACAUUUAGCCGGCUGAGGAACUUCGUAAUUUUGAACUCCCUGUGACUUGUGUCAGAUUAGCGUGGACCUUCAGUGGAUGCUGGUAGUGAGUUGAAGUGAGCUAACAAAAAAGACUUUGUGCGUUCUCCAGGAAACAUCAUUUUCAGGACUGAGUUGUGCUUGGAGUGGAGUGGGGCCCACAUCCAACGGCAAUAUUACAAAGCUGAUUCCGGAAGUGCUUGCCUGUUCUUUCUCUCGGAUUUUGACAAGGACAUCGGAUGUUUUGAGAUCAUCAACCAUCUGUGGUCUUUCUGAAACUCUCGUGGCUGUUCCCCACCUGCGCACCCUGGAUCUAUGGGUGUUUAGGUCGCCAAGGUCCGCCGAGCCUGCGCUGCAUUUCACCCGUCAGUUGGACCGUGCGUGUCGCUUCGACAUCUGAGAUGAAGAUUCUUAAAACAUCAAUGUGAAGUUGCAACUUCUUGAUAACGGUUCAGUCACAGGAGCACGUAGUCCCAAAAAGACUGAAGAGCGUAUCGAACUGCUUAUACCCUUACCUCCCCAGACUCUAAAAUACACAAAGAUGAAGAACCUGAGCUCACCUUGUUGCCAGGCAACCAUCCUCCUCCUCCCAGUCCUCGUCAUCAUCCUGUCGCUAUGUAUAGCACCCUCUACUGCCCGUUACUGCGAGGAGAGAGAGUGUUGCUUGGGCAGAGAUGACGACUGCCACAUGCCUUACCCGGCCCUCGUGCCCAACACCAGGUGUUACUGUGACCAGUUCUGCAACCGGACCCAGACCGAUUGCUGCCCGGACUUCUGGGGCUUCUGUCUGGGGAUCGAGCCGCCUGUCCCCAUCGUAAGAGGAACCUGUUGUCAUGACGGUCAAGACAUCGAGGAAGGCAAAUCCAUAAAAAUUAACUGCAAUCGUUGCCAUUGCAAGAAAUUGUUGUACGGGUUUUACGGAUUCCAGUGCGAAUCGAAGGUUUGUCUUGUUCAGCCGGAGGUGGCGGAGAGAGUCAACGUGAAUGAAAUUGGCUGGAUGGCAGCUAACUACUCCGAGUUCUGGGGCAUGACCCUAGAGGAGGGCUUCCAGUUCCGGCUGGGAACCAUGAAACCCACGGCCGUGGUGGAAGCCAUGAACGAGAUUCGGAUGGAUGCUGCAUCCUUGGACAUCCCUGAGGAGUUCGAUGCCCGGGAUAAGUGGCCCAAUCUACGAGACGAGGUGCUCAACCAGGGAGAUUGUGCCAGCUCCUGGGCCCUCUCUACCGCCUCUGUCGCGUCUGAUCGUCUUGCCAUCCAAUCAAACGGUACGAUAGCCAUGGCCCUGUCACCCCAACACCUACUGUCGUGUAACAUCAGACGGCAGCAGGGUUGUCAUGGCGGCCAUCUUGACCGUGCGUGGUGGUAUCUGCGCAAGAAAGGCAUAGUUACCACUGACUGUUACCCGUACAAGAGUGGAAUGUCCUCAGAUAUGAAGAUGGAUAAAGGUUCUUGCUAUAUCCGUGGCGAGCAGGCCGCCAACUAUUGCCCAAAGGAACGCCAGACUAGUGAUAGAUAUUUCUCGACCCCGCCGUACAGAAUUUCUGAGGAUGAAGAAGAAAUAAAGGCAGAAAUACUGAUGAAUGGUCCUGUUCAAGCCGUCCUCCACGUCCAGGAGGAUUUCUUCAUGUACAGAAGUGGCGUCUAUAAGCAUUCCAAGAUGGCGGAGAAGGACGAGCAGAAAGCGGCUGGUUGGCACUCUGUCAAGCUUGUGGGCUGGGGAGUCGAUAAAACGUCCGGCAAACCUAUCAAAUACUGGAUUGCCGCCAAUUCGUGGGGUAAAGGCUGGGGAGAAGACGGCUACUUCCGAAUCCUACGAGGCAAGAACGAGUGUCAGAUUGAGUCUUUCGUGGUCGGUGUCUGGGGGAAAGUCGACCCUGACAUGAUCAACGGUAACAACUUGCCAGUCUGAUUCUAGCCUCAGUCGCGUGCCCAGUUUACCCUCAUACAGAGAUUGUCUUCCAACACAAUACGCGCACGCAUAAUAUACUUAUUUUUAAGUACCCUACCUCCGAUUCCUUCCUCAUUUGUACGGUCACGCGCGUUCUGUCCUUGGACAAACUUGGCACAAAGACAGUUCGAGCACGCCAUAUCGGGAAGGUAAUGAAAUGCAAAUGGCAGAGAUGUAAGUAAAAUAUUUUGUGACACAAUGAAAUGGAUUAUCGAACGAUAAACUUUGGCCCCAUGUUUAAAUUUCUGCGUAGAACAGUGGUCUCCAAAAGCGACGACGAAGUUAAUGUUGAAACAAGAUUAACCUCUUGUACAAAAUGUCGGCAAAACCGUCGGCAAACCGAUUACCGUACUGUGUAAGCUAGUGUAAAAACAAUGGUGGUGCAGUUUCUGAGCCGAGGACAUGAGGCAACAUAGCCAACAUGAUUCAUUAUAUUCGUGAACGAACAGGCGGAACAGUGCCAAACUUUGGCUAGUUGCCAAAUGUUUACGCGAUGCUCAUUGGACCGUUGUUCACACAUGAUGGCAUCCUUUGUGGAGAACUGCGCAUGCUCUGUGACCUAAUGUAAGGAUAUGCAGUGAAAUGACCCUUAGUUUGAAAUUCCUCCAUCCAAAUCUAUACGCUGACGCUGAAACUAUUUCAUGUCUUAAUAUCUGAAGAUUUACUCAAAGUCCGAACUAUAUGCUCCUGCUUAUAGUGUGUCAUGUGUUAGUCAUGUGAUGAAUAAUGUAUUCGUGUAUCCUGCGCACGCGCACGAUCACAAUUUACAAACUUUAGCGCAUGCACACUUGCAUGAAAUCAAAACUAACAAAUUGAGACUUUGUUUAUUGGUGCUUCGAGUUCGCUCUUUUAUUUAAAGACAAAAUACAAAAAUGUAAUAUAUAGUUCUUUCUUUUAGAUUAUACUGUAAAGUUUUAUAUUAUGACAGGGUAUAAUGGCUGAAUGUGAUUUUUUUUUUACAACGCAAGCCAUUAAAUAUUUAGCACUUAUGCUGCAGUAUUUUCAUUACUAACCUGCUUGCCCACAUAGAGGGCGGUAUGCACAAUGGUUGGUCAUUUUGGGUAACUGACGUUGUGGACAUGCAUCGUCGUGUGACGUCAUGAAUUGGUUCAUGUUAUCAGCCGUUCAGGUAUUUUCCUUAACCAAAAUAAGGAUCGGUGUAUACUUUCGUUUUUUUCGUGAUUGUCACCAGUCAAGAACGAAAAUUGACUCGAAAUGAUGAUGAAAAUUCAGCCAUUCAACUGGAUAACAUUACAAAAACAUUAAUGUUCAUCACCAUGUAUCUAGCAUUAAGGACUAGAUCUUUCAGCAUUCUUAUAAACCAUUUGCAGCAUGUAGGUAAGCUUCGGUUGUAUUAUAAUGUGUCUUUUGUACUUCCAAACUAUAUAUUCUGCCGCACAAGUUACACAACAUGACGCCCGUUAUAAUGCAAGAUAGAAAGAAUUAACGGGUCUGAUAUAGUGUCGUUUGAUACGCAUGCGCAAUGGAGUGUUUCGAUCGGAAACAUUAAAGGUUUCUUUUUUACAAAUUUGUCAUUACAUAUUGAGAAAUUGUUUUAAUUCAUUUGAGGAUCUUUUCCUUUGAUCGUCAUCUCCGAGCUAAUUCUGGGUUUGAAGAUAUGAAAGUUCGAUUUCAAAACCGUAGAUUGGCCUUUUACUUAAUUGCAAGUUUCUAUAAAGCAAAUUAGUAAAAUCAGUCGUCACACACACAACGCUGUGUAUUUGUCACAUUUGUUAUCAAUGCAAAAUGUAUUUGCAAAAAUUCAUUAUAGAUUUUACAUUUCGAUUAGACAGAAUAAUUUUUUUCAGUGUAUAUUUUUUGUAUCGCUUUUCAGGAUUGUUUAAAACUUGUUGUGUAACCGAUUAAGCAUGAUUUUCAAUCGUAAAAUAUGCGAUAGUUUUCUAAUGGUAGCAAUGUUGUAUCUUUUAUGGCCACAGGCUGCAAAUUGAGUUAUAUUUUUAGUUUUUCAGAUCUAGAAAAUGACUCACCACUUUCAUUGCAUAAAGGUAAUAUACAACAUUUGCAAACACCAACAAAAAUAUUGUGAAAUACCUUACUUGACUGUAAGUCAAUAACAGUUUCACGCAUCCUGUAAAAUCAUGGCACCUGGUGUGCUGUCUUUUCCGAGAAAAGUGGAAUUUUCGUAUCGAUUUCCAACGAUGUUCGGCCGACCUUCGUUGGCAAAAACUGACGGCUUGGUUUUUUUUCAAAUAAUGCCCCCAAUUUACCAAAAUUAGUUAGUCCACAUCCGUUAACGGGUGCAAGCCAGCUGGUAGGGAACCAGACUACAAGAACAGCAUAUCAUUUCUUGGUCUUUCCCAUUAUCUAUACGAACAUAACACUUUAAACAGGUCAGUGUAACAAUAUUUGCUAAAAAAAACUGACACCCAAAUCCAUCUAUUUCUGAAAAUAAUAGCAAAUCUAAUGUUGUAUAUAACCUUUGAAGGAAACCGGCUUGUAAAAAAGAAUCGCUCUUCUUUUGCUAUACUUUCGCUUUAACACUGUGCCAAUCAAUAUGCAAACCGAGUCCUAAAAAAUACGGAGAAAUUACUUUUUUCUGUUAAAUACGUCAGUUUAUCCCGGCCUUUAUUCAAAACGAUAAACUAUAUAACAGAGCGAACAUCUUGAGAGUUAUUGGUGGAGCUAACCUUUCUGUGUAAACUUACUCUUGAUCUUGUUCUUAAAAAUAAUCUCAAGCCAGUAUGUGACUAUCAGCGUACUAAUGUCACCGUCUUUAAAGUGCUCCGUAUACCAAACGAAAGAGUGUUUGAAUUUUUACAUAAAACUGUGAAAUAUAUCAAGGACAUACAGGAAUCUAAGAGCAAUUUUCCAGAAACAGUUCGGGAUCUAACAACAGAAUGAUUUUCGGUAGGAAAGCCUUGAGGAUUUCGACGGGUAUCAUCAAUGUUCCACAUAAAUCAUCUUCUUCCUUCAAUGCAUGUUUAAUAAUAAAUAAUUAUCUCAGUUUUUCUUUUAAAGGCUAGCUCGCUUUAUUUCUAUCCAUCUCAACGUGAAGUUAAAUCAGCUUUAAGCAGAGAUACUUAUAUGACGACUUAUUGUGAAAGAUUGAAUAAAAUAUUUUGGGGGAAAAAUU